Verruconis gallopava is the source of this 1234-nucleotide messenger RNA. RefSeq lists its product as uncharacterized. Gene Ontology annotation, biological process: mycotoxin biosynthetic process. The transcript is spliced from 3 exons. Lineage: Eukaryota; Fungi; Ascomycota; Dothideomycetes; Venturiales; Sympoventuriaceae. Bases 343 to 1179 code for a protein of 278 amino acids. The record is from RefSeq and is a predicted model, not a curated record.
UGCUCGCCCGUGUUUCGUUUGGCGAUCCAAGCUCGCAAUUCUUUCUAGACUAAGCAAUGCGCGGAAGCUUACUUUCGAGGGUCACGUUUCAAGUGACGAUCCAUCACAGGCGGGCCGGCUUCUAGUUUAGGCUCUUGAACCAAGUUCGUCUCACGGUCUGGUCAUUUGUACGCAAGGACAAGGUGAAACACUCAAUAGGACAUGCCUAAUAUAUGUGCUGCAUCGGUCAUCGACCGCGGCUUUAAAUCAAUUGCCUCAGUUUGCGCUGAACAUUUCAAAAUGGAAUUUGAAGUCGCUCACCAAGCAUCCUGCGAUUGACCAUUCUAUCCCACCCUUUUCAAAAUGUUCAACUUCAAGAACAAAGGAAAAGCAGUGCUCAAAAAUCGAAACGACGACGAAGAAGAGCAAAAGAGACUCACAGAAGCGAGUGAUCACGAAGCCAAUGAUGAAAUACACGAGACGACUCAGGAAUACUUGUUCAGGCGAUCGCUUGAGCGCAAGAUUAGAAACCUAAAGAUAGCCGUAGGUUUAUUGAGUGUUUGCAUAUUCGGGCUUCUUCUUUUGCAAGGGCCAUAUGCGUACCAAAAGAGUCGAAGCCGGUUGAUCCCAUCGCCAGUUCCUCCACUCACCACGACCCGCGUCGUCUUUGAAAAGGAUGAGCUCUACGCUCGUAGACCAGACCCAGAAUCGGACGCAGCGUGGGACGCCCUGCUUCCUCCAGGCAGAGGCUUCGUCUUUAUACCAAACCCGCACGAGUACGGCCUCCCACCGGGCGAAGCCACACCUUAUGGAGAUAUAUACUCCAUCGCUGUAUUCCACCAACUGCAUUGCCUAGGACAGCUUCGACGUUUCACCUGGCUGUUCCUGGACUCUAUCGCCGAAAACGGGACACACGGCGAGCUAACGCGACAGGCGAUUAUGCAAAUGUUUAAUGAAGGAGAUCAUGCAGAGCAUCUCCACCAUUGCUUUGAUUACCUUCGACAAACAAUCAUGUGCGGUGGUGAUAUGAGCGUGGAGUGGCCAAGGGAUGAGCCUGACGGGAGGCGGUUUGCUGUCGACGGGUGGGGCAUUCCUCACGAGUGCAAGAAUUGGGAUACGAUCAUGGAGUACAUGGAUCAAAAUCACUUCAAUAUGUCCACAAAUACAGAAAUUGCACCAUUAGGAGGUAACGUUGGAUGAUGAGGAUGACGAUGUGGACGAGGACCGAAAAGCUUGACAACGUUUCCAAGCAAAA